AAGUUCAUAUGGACACAGUGCGAUUGGACACAAUCAUUCAUAUCGAUGGAUGUCUAGGGUAACCAGGACGAUUAACCAAUCAAGAGGCCUCAUUUUCAACUAAAUAAUAAUCCAAUAAUCCAAUUGAUAUACAUCCGGUAUUAUUACACAUUCACUGUCGACAAUGGUGUAAUAAAUAAAGAUAAAAUUUAACCACACACACACACACACACACACACGCGCGCGCGCGCGCGCACGCACCACUCCCCUCAUACACUCUCCACAUCGCACAUACACAUAUCACACACACCCACCCACACACACACACAACACAUACCACACUCACACACACACAUACACCACACACCCACAUACCACACGCACACACCACACACGCACACCCACAUACCACACACACACACAACACCACACACACACACACACACCAUAAACACACACACACCACCGUAAACACACACACACACCACAUAAUUGCAGAGAACAAAAUGGCGGCCGAAUCAAAAGUCUCGUUCCGUUGGACUCUCACUGGACGAUGGUGACCGGCGGUGGCGACGACGACGGCGAUAUCGCGUUGCAAAAGAUGCUGUUCCGAUGAUGCGAGUGUCCACCAAGUGCAACCAGUAUAAUGUGCGUGAAAUAACGAAUCGCACCAAUUGACGGCGACAGCCAGGAAGAAGAAUAAAUUGCGCGUGUAAAAUACCGGAGCGGCCAUAAGUCGGGCCUGAAUUUACUCCUACAAGUUUGAAUUCCGUAACGGUCGCACGUAUCCCAGUUAAAUGUCACAUCUCCUACUUUGUGUUAUAAGCCCCAUAUGUAGGAGUCAAAAACGAAAGUUUACUUCAAACUAGUUGCACCAUGCCACUAAUUGAGAUCUGUUAUUUACAUAAAUGUUACACUGAUGACAGAUCCACCUGAUCAGUAUUCACUAUUGCACAAUUACACUCGCAAUUGAAUCACGAUGGAGGAUGUAAAUGAGAUUUUGGUAUGUGCAACUGAAUUUAUAAAAGAUCGAUUGUACUUUGUCACACUAAGAACAACAAUGAAACCAAAAAGUACUCCAAACACACAUUAUUUCAGCAUUGACAAUGAAUUGGUGUAUGAAAAUUUUUAUGCCGAUUUUGGACCCCUCAAUCUGGCCAUGCUAUAUAGAUACUGUCAAAAGGUCAAUAAAAAAUUAAAAGGGAUUGCACUCAGUAAAAAGAAACUUGUGCAUUAUACGACAAUGGAUUCGGAAAAAAGAGUGAAUGCUGCAUUUCUCAUGGGAAGUUAUGCGAUAUUGUACUGUAAGCGUACAGCACAAGAAGUUUAUGAAUGUUUGACUAAAAGUGCAAAUAAUCCUUCAUUUAUUAUGUUCCGUGAUGCCUCCAUUGGACCACCAUGUUAUCAGAUAUCAUUAAGGGAUUGUCUAAGUGCUAUAUACAAGUGCCAUCAACUUGGUUUCUUUAAUUUCGAAGAUUUCUGUGUUAAAGAAUAUGAACACUUUGAAAGAGUUGAGAAUGGAGAUUUAAAUUGGAUAGUUCCGGGAAAGUUUAUUGCUUUCUGUGGCCCACAUGCAAGAUCUAAGAUGGAAGAUGGUUAUCCAUUGCACGGUCCAGAAUCAUAUUUUACCUAUUUCCGCCGUAAUAAUGUAACAACAAUUAUACGGCUUAAUAAAAAGGUUUAUGACGCGUCGAGCUUUACUGACGCUGGCUUUACACAUAAAGAUUUAUUUUUUAUGGAUGGCUCGACGCCAACGGAUUCUAUAAUGCAUCAGUUUCUCAAAAUAGCAGAAAACGCAAAUGGCGCAGUUGCUGUUCAUUGUAAAGCAGGCCUUGGAAGGACAGGUUCUCUCAUAGGUUGUUACAUUAUGAAACAUUAUCAUUUAACCGCUCAUGAAACAAUUGCUUGGAUAAGAAUAUGUAGGCCAGGUUCUGUAAUUGGUCACCAGCAACAAUGGCUAGAGAAAAAGGAGACAUAUCUUCGAUCAUUAUUGAAAGAACCACUCGAAAACAGAAAUUUAGUCCAUGAUUAUGGAAUAUACUCGAUAGCUGGUAGACCCAGUACAACUUCUUUCCAGGAGAAUACAAAGAGUCUGAUGGAAGAUAAUGUAUCAGGAAUAAUGCAUCGUGUGGAUGAAAUAAAAUUAGAUGAUCCUGGACCAGCAGCUGGAGCUAGCUCGAUGAAUAGAUACAGUACACUAACUCAGGGUGAUAAAUUAUGCAGAAUCAAAGCUAGAAGAAGAGGCAUAUCGACGUCUCAAACUCCUCUUAAUACAAAUACAGGGACAUCCACUGUUGGGCAUCCAUAUUUGGGAUCUUUGUUACAAACUAGGAGUCAGAAAGGAACCAUUACUACUUUAGUGGCAAAUAAAGAAAGAGAUCCCACUAAAAGACUUUUAUCACGAUCCACUGCAACAACAGUGAAGAGAAACAAUUGGUUGGUCAACAGUAGCUGUGAUCCAUCUUCCUGCCGUAUUAGGUCUAAACCAGCAACACAGAGCCAUAACAUCAACAAUAAUACAACUACUAUCAAUCCUGUUACAUCUUUAACUGUAUCAAAGGCAGUGAGAAGAACAAAACGUACUUCCUGCAUGGCUGCGCAGGCUCAUUCUACAAACUCGUCUGCCAAUCAUACGAUACCACAGCCGCAACAACGCAUGAAUAUGAUUCUCAGGUCGGCAGACCGAGUUACUCGUUAUUCACUCAGACAUGCACGCACAACAAAAAGUUAUAAAAGUGCAUUUAUCAGAUGACUAACCGAUAUUCCCAGUGGCGUUGGGGAGGAUUGUCAGGUAACUGGAGCAUCUCACCAGCGCCGAAGAUCUCAUCGCUUAAACCCCAUCAUUUAGUAAAAAGUACUUCACACUGACCUUCAAUCCGUCUUCAAAUCAAGUGAGUUUUGCCCAGGCUUUAUAUCACAAAUUAAUAGAUUAAACUUUAUUUCUACAGUCAUCAAUACUGCAUUUAUUAAUAUGGUUUUGUUAUAUUUGCAUUACAUGGAAUAUGAAUUGGUUGCAAUGUCAUUUAACUCAUAAAGUUCACACAGCUUUUAUAAUUUUUCUUUCACAUAUCAAAAUAUCGCGAUCUAUUGAAUCUACAAGAAUAAAAGAAUCAAGUUUUUUGUGUAUAUUAUUUAUACAUUUAAUCUAUUUUUUUUUAAUUAAAAUAAGCAUUUGUAGAUAUGUAUUUUCAAAAUUAUUUUGUCUAUACAUAAUUUCUGUUUUUAAUAAUUUUUUGUUUAGCUAAAAUUUAUUUAAUACUCAUAUUCUUUAUAUCUGAUGAAUAUGUAUUUUAUGAUAAUCUAAUCUAAAAUAUAUUUUAUUCUUUUAUUUUUAUUCAAAAGCUUUGCAGAAAUAUUUAGUUAUUAUUUUUAUUAUUUUAAGGAAAAGAGAGAUUAAUUCUUCCAAUAUCAUAUAUAUAACUAUGUUUAAUAGUCUCCCUAUUAUUAAUAUUUUGGAAGAGUUAACUUUGAUUUUGUUAAAUGAUUUAAGUGAUAAUCUCAAAUGUCUUUAAAAUUAAAAAAAUUGUUAUAUUUUUGUUAUAUUAAUACAUUACUUAAAACAAUUAAGCAAUCACUUUAAAACUGAUGAACUUUAUGGAUUUUUAAACCAUAUCUUAGCUUCAAGAGAUCAGCUAGAAGAUUUUUUUUUUCUAAAAGAUGAAGCCUCGAUUUCAUCUAUAGGACUUUAGCUAUAGGAUAACAUUUAGUGUUUCAUUAACUGUCUUUUUUUUGUGAGGAAAAUUAAGAUGUGCGAAAACCCUAGAAAUUGUUUUUUGUUCCUUCGAAAAAGCAAGGAUGAAACAAAAAAUGUCAUAUAGAUUUGGAAAUCGGAAACUUGCCCUUUAAAACGCCCCUAAAAAAAUUUUGCGACUCCCUGAAGCUGAUAUGAAAUACGAUCUUUUAAAUAUCGAAAAUUUGAAAGUUUUAAAAUAAUUCCCUAAUUGUUUUGAGUAAUAUAUUAUAUGUAAAUUUUUAUAUAUAGCUAUAUUAUAUAUGACUAUAUUAUAUACAGUAUACAUAUAAAUUUGUAAUGUUAUGCAUGAAACAAAUGAUUGUGGAUCGAAAUUGGAUAAUUGAAAGAAAAGGUUUAUCAUUAUUGUGAUAUAGAAAAUGUACAUUACAAACUAAUUUUAUAAUUUUCGAUUUUAAAUAAUGUUAAAAAUCUCUAAACACUGUAAAUGAUGAUGGCACUUGUUGAAACUGACUUUUAGUAUUUUAAACUUGAUGAAACACACUAAGAAAAAAAGAAACUUGCAAUAUCAAUAUAUGUAUAUGCUCUAUGUGCAGUUUAUAUAUAGUCAAUGCAACACGCUUUGCGCCUCGGAGAUAUUAUUUAUUUGACUGGUCUAUACAUGUCUCAGUAAUAUUCAUUAGGUCAUAGGCCAUUAAAAGUCGAAUAUAUUUAUACAUCUUAUUUAGUUUUCAGGGAAUUCAGAAAUGUAAAAGAUAAUAGAUUAUAAAAAGAGAAUGUCUCUCCUUUUAACUAAAAAUUCAGUAUUUAAUAUUUUUUUAAGUUAUUGAUUACGAAUUCGAAAUUAAAAUUAUAAAAUUGAAAAAAUCGGCUCCAAAUAGCGGCAAUAAAGUAAUUAUUUUUUGCUAUACAUUAAAACCUCUUGAAUAUAUACACAGAGCCGUUAUAAAUGUCAUAACAUCUUGAGAUUAUCAUAUUUUGUGACAAGCUAUAUAUUAUUUCUUCAAUAUUGUUGCUUUAAAUAAAAUGAUCAUGAUUAAAAAAAAACUUUACGGCUCUAAAGAUAAUGGAGAAACAUGAAUAAUAAUGAACAUGUAUAAUAGAUUUUACAUAAAUAUAAUGUAAUUUUGUA
Messenger RNA from Cataglyphis hispanica, 4802 nucleotides. RefSeq names its product dual specificity protein phosphatase CDC14A-like (gene cdc14). NCBI's taxonomy places the organism in Eukaryota, Metazoa, Arthropoda, Insecta, Hymenoptera, Formicidae. The record is from RefSeq and is a predicted model, not a curated record. Gene Ontology annotation, biological process: cilium assembly; regulation of exit from mitosis; protein dephosphorylation. The transcript has 9 exons. Bases 959 to 2731 code for a protein of 590 amino acids. Gene Ontology annotation, cellular component: mitotic spindle; nucleolus; kinociliary basal body. Gene Ontology annotation, molecular function: protein tyrosine/serine/threonine phosphatase activity; protein serine/threonine phosphatase activity.